Molecule: messenger RNA, 918 nt
Organism: Rhizophagus irregularis DAOM 181602=DAOM 197198
Lineage: Eukaryota; Fungi; Glomeromycota; Glomeromycetes; Glomerales; Glomeraceae
Source: RefSeq, a predicted model, not a curated record
UUUGUUUUUAUUUAUUCUCAUAUUAGGUAUUGAUCUAAUAGUCUAUCUACGAAAAAUAUGAGUUGUAGUGAAUCAGAAGUUCUCAAGCUAGAUAUUCUUGAGAUUUGCCAUAAACUUCCUUCAACAGCAGAUCUUAUUGAGUUUUUAAAAGAAAAGGAAAAAAAGCUUCCUGCAGUAGUUAACAUUUUUGCUAUUUCUUCUAAUUUAUCUGAAUCAGAAAAAAAGGAUAAAGAGGAUUUGGAGCUAUUAAACUUAUUUAUUAAUUUGCUUAGCUCUGUUCAAAUUUACAAUGGAAGGUCUGAUUCUGAAUGGCCAAAUAUUAGCAAACCUAAAGAAGUUGUAGACUACAUGAAACUGAAGUGCCAAACUUUUUUUGAUCUAAUUACAAAAAGAAAACUUUUGGCAAUGAUUUUACCUGAAGAAUCUCAUGCAAAUAAUCAUUUUGAAGAUACUUCUACUAUCGUUGAUAUUCAUAUAAGCAUUCUGGAAAAAUUAUUUAAAAGCCUUCAAUUUCCAUCCAGUACCAUAAGCGAAUUGGAUACAAUUCUCUCACUUCUUGUAAAUCAGUUAAACUCACUUAAUCUUAAUUGGCAAGAAACAAAACAAAAUCUUACCUUCUAUUCUAAUACCUUUUAUUUUGACUCUAAUGGAGCCAAAUUGCGUGCACUACACUUAAUUAUUGAUAAUGAAUCAUGGAGUAUUUUUAUUGAAAAAACUUCAACUAAACAGGAGAAGUUCAUUAUGGAUUAUUUUAGUUUUGUAUUUACUUUCAAUAAAACUGCAAUGAAUAAGAAUAGAGAUUUUAUAAAUGAGACGAUUGACAAAAUUACAGGAGAUGCUAGAAAAGAAAUAGAAGAUAUUCUUAAACCUGAAUAUGUAAAUCCUACUACAGAUAUUCUUGUAGAGAAGGAUAAAUAA